This is a messenger RNA of Penicillium cataractarum, 975 nucleotides long. It is a transcript of the gene glcA, whose product is annotated as type 1 serine/threonine-protein phosphatase catalytic subunit GLC7. Gene Ontology annotation, molecular function: protein serine/threonine phosphatase activity. The coding region runs from base 1 to 975 and encodes 324 amino acids. The transcript has 4 exons. NCBI's taxonomy places the organism in Eukaryota, Fungi, Ascomycota, Eurotiomycetes, Eurotiales, Aspergillaceae. Gene Ontology annotation, cellular component: nucleus; cytoplasm. The record is from RefSeq and is a predicted model, not a curated record.
AUGGCCGACCAGGAAGUGGAUUUGGAUUCUAUCAUCGAUCGCCUUUUGGAGGUGAGGGGCAGCCGUCCCGGCAAACAGGUGCAGCUCCUGGAGUCUGAGAUCCGUUACCUGUGCACCAAGGCCCGUGAGAUCUUUAUUUCUCAGCCCAUUCUUCUGGAGCUCGAGGCCCCUAUCAAGAUCUGCGGUGAUAUUCACGGUCAAUACUACGAUCUCCUCCGUCUGUUUGAAUAUGGCGGUUUCCCUCCAGAGGCCAACUACCUUUUCCUCGGUGACUACGUCGACCGUGGUAAGCAGUCGCUCGAGACCAUCUGCCUGCUCCUCGCGUACAAGAUCAAGUACCCUGAGAACUUCUUCAUUCUGCGUGGCAACCACGAGUGCGCCUCCAUCAACCGUAUUUACGGUUUCUAUGAUGAGUGCAAGCGACGAUACAACAUCAAGCUGUGGAAGACUUUCACCGAUUGCUUCAACUGCCUGCCUAUUGCUGCUAUCAUUGACGAGAAGAUUUUCACCAUGCACGGUGGUUUGAGCCCGGAUCUCAACUCGAUGGAGCAGAUCCGCCGCGUUAUGCGUCCUACUGAUAUCCCCGACUGUGGCCUUCUUUGCGAUCUUUUGUGGUCCGACCCCGACAAGGAUAUCACUGGCUGGAGCGAAAACGACCGUGGUGUCUCAUUCACAUUCGGCCCCGACGUGGUGUCACGCUUCCUCCAGAAACACGAUAUGGACUUGAUAUGCCGUGCGCAUCAGGUUGUGGAGGACGGAUACGAGUUCUUCUCGAAGCGGCAGCUGGUCACGCUAUUCAGCGCGCCCAACUACUGUGGUGAAUUCGACAAUGCGGGUGCAAUGAUGAGCGUUGACGAGUCUCUGCUCUGCUCCUUCCAGAUCCUAAAACCAGCCGAAAAGAAACAAAAGUACGUCUACGGUGGCAUGAGCUCCGGCGCGCCCAAUACUCCUCCGCGCAAGCAAAAGAAGAAGUAA